Messenger RNA from Emys orbicularis (European pond turtle), 527 nucleotides. It is a transcript of the gene IFT20, whose product is annotated as intraflagellar transport 20. Bases 114 to 512 code for a protein of 132 amino acids. NCBI's taxonomy places the organism in Eukaryota, Metazoa, Chordata, Testudines, Emydidae. The record is from RefSeq and is a predicted model, not a curated record. Gene Ontology annotation, cellular component: cilium; Golgi apparatus; centrosome. Gene Ontology annotation, biological process: centrosome localization; protein localization to cilium; intraciliary transport. The transcript is spliced from 5 exons.
CGUCGCCGUGGCAGCCAGAGCCCGCAGUGGCGGGAGGGGGGCGCGCGGCGCGAGCGCAGGAAUCUGGCAGUGCAACCAGCUUAUUCUACGUUGUAUCCUGAAGCGAAACAGAGAUGGCCAAAGGCAUUCUAGGAGAUGCAAGUCUUCACUUUGAUGAGCUGAAUAAACUACGAAUUUUGGACCCUGAGGUUGCACAGCAAACAAUUGAACUCAAAGAAGAAUGCAGAGCUUUUGUGGACAAAAUUGCAGAGUUUCAGAAAAUAGUGGGUAGCUUAAUAGAACUUGUUGAUCAACUAGCAAAAGCAGCUGAAAAUGAGAAGAUGAAGGCAAUUGGUGCCCGAAACUUGCUAAAGUCUAUAGCGAAGCAAAGAGAAGCGCAGCAGCAGCAGCUUCAGGCUUUAAUAACUGAGAAGAAAAUGCAGUUGGAAAGAUACCGAGUGGAGUACGAGACCCUGUGUAAAAUAGAAGCUGACCAGAACGAAUUCAUUGACCAAUUCAUUUUUCAGAAAUAAAGGAUUUAACACCAA